Molecule: messenger RNA, 717 nt
Organism: Podospora pseudocomata
Lineage: Eukaryota; Fungi; Ascomycota; Sordariomycetes; Sordariales; Podosporaceae
Product: glucose repression mediator protein
Exons: 3
Coding region: 1-717 (238 amino acids)
Biological process (GO): negative regulation of transcription by RNA polymerase II
Cellular component (GO): transcription repressor complex
Molecular function (GO): protein binding; chromatin DNA binding; RNA polymerase II cis-regulatory region sequence-specific DNA binding
Source: RefSeq, a predicted model, not a curated record
AUGCCCAUUUCCUGGGCAUCGUCAAAUAAGGAGGGCAGUCGUGCUAUCAAGUUGGUAGGCUGGACGCAGAACUCUGACGAGGUCCCCGGUGGUUUACCAGUCAGUGGUACUAUCCAAAAUCCUGGGGGGCCGCAGCUACCCCUGAUGCAACUUGCUCAAGAAUUGCAGCACUUUCUUCGAGUCCACAUCUCUGAACCGGCCGAACCUGUCCGCGACAUGGAUGAAGCUCUGUCUAGGCUAGCAGCGGAUAGCACCGAUGCGACUGCCAAUGCUUUUAUCGGUCUGCAUCAUUUUAUUGCAUGGGAGGAAGACCCAGAGCGCCUUGGAGGUCCCCCUGAAGCGAAACGUUGCUUCCAAACAGCUGUAUCCAAUACCUUAAAUUGCCGUGUCCAGAGCAAUAGGAUUAUCACUAAUGUCUUAUUUAUGGCAGAUCCCUCUGUUGCUGAUUAUUGGUACUUGUUAGGCAGGGCACACAUGACCAUGAAUGAUUAUCGUGGAAGCUAUGAGAGCCUAUAUCAAGCUGUUCCUCGCAAACCACGGGCCCCUGAAAUCUGGGUAACUGUUGGAAUAUUAUAUCACAAUAUUGAGCAAUAUAGAGACUCCCUGGACGCUAUUUCACGGUCGGUAAACCGCAACCCUUCUUUGUGGUUAAACUGGCAUAACUUAGGAGUUCUGGUGCGUAAAUUCCUCAAAUGUGUUCACAAGCUUUUCUGCUGA